This is a messenger RNA of Colius striatus (speckled mousebird), 3512 nucleotides long. It is a transcript of the gene EFCAB14, whose product is annotated as EF-hand calcium binding domain 14. The record is from RefSeq and is a predicted model, not a curated record. Bases 171 to 1613 code for a protein of 480 amino acids. Gene Ontology annotation, molecular function: calcium ion binding. The transcript is spliced from 11 exons. NCBI's taxonomy places the organism in Eukaryota, Metazoa, Chordata, Aves, Coliiformes, Coliidae.
CGCGGGGCCGGCGGGGGAGCAGCGGCCGCGGCCCCGCCGAGCGCCUGUAGCCGCGGCCGAGCCGCAGGCUGGCGAGCCGGGGCGCGCUGGCGGCGGCAGCGGAGGAAGAAGAAGGAGGUGGAGGCGGGAGCCAGCCGCCCGCCGCGCCGCCGCUGCCGCCCCACAAGAGGAUGAAGAAGCGGAAGGAGCUGAACGCCCUCAUCGGCCUGGCCGCCGACGGCCGCAGGAAGAAGCUCGCCAAGAAGGGCUCGGGACACCGGCUGCUGCGCACCGAGCCGCCCGCCUCCGACUCCGAGUCCAGCUCCGAGGAGGACGAGUUCGCGGGGACGCGCGGCCGCUGCGGCAAGGGAGACUAUCUACGCUGCUGCAGGUUCUGUUACCCAUUAUGUGCGUUUGUCAUUCUUGCCGCUUGUGUGGUAGCGUGUGUCGGCUUAGUCUGGAUGCAGGUGGCUCUCAAGGAGGAUCUGGAUGCAAUAAAGGAGAAGUUUCGAACUAUGGAAUCUAAUCAAAAGACAUCAUUCCAAGAAAUUCCUAAACUGAAUGAAGAUUUGGUGCAGCAGCAAAAGCAACUAGAACAAAUUGAGACUGGAGAACUGGGGCUAAAUAAAGUCUGGAUAAAUAUCACAGAGAUCAAUAAACAGAUAUCACUGCUGACCUCAACAGUAAGUCAUCUCAAAAACAACAUAAAGUCUGCUUCUGAUCUGAUUUCUCUUCCUCUCACAGUAGAGAAACUUGAGAAGACCGUAGCAAACAUAGGUAGCACGCUUACCAGUGUUUCUCAUGAUGUUGAAAAUAUACAGACAGCUAUUGAAGAGUACAGGAAAUCCAUAGAAACACUCCAGGAUGAUGUGAAGGAAUUAAAACAGAUAACUUCACUUCCCUCCAUUGUUGUGCCAAGGACUGAGAGAAAUCAGACAGAAAAUUGCAGAAAGGAAAGCCAGUCCCUGUAUGCAGCUUUGGAAGAGCUAAAUAAUACCAUAGUGGCAUACCAAAAGGUGAAUGACAUCAAGCUUCUAAAUAUGGAUUCAGCCAUUGGUAACCUUAGCCGAAGGGUUAUGCUGUUAGAAAACUCCCCCCUGGUGAAUAAUCUGGACAAAAGAGACAACUUAUCUACCAGUGUGGGUAACGAUGCAACUACCUCUGUAAAAGUAGAAAAUGAAGAUCAACUAGAUAAUGAAACUCAUUCAAAUAAAGAAACAAAGGAAACAGAAACUAGAGAUUCUCAGGUAUUGAAACUAAGAGAGAAGCUUCAGCUGAUCAGUGCUCUCACAGCCAAACCAGAAAAUGACAGACCAGAUGAGAAUGUUGAAAGUAGUCUGAGUACUACAGCAAAGCCCACAGACCUUUCAAGGCUGGCUUCAAGGUCAGCUGAUGACGACACAAAGAGUAACAGACAGCUGAGACAUCUGUCCUUACCAGGAAUUUCCAGCAUUGAAGAUCUUCAGAAUUUGUUUGAAGAAGCAACUGAAGAUACUGAUGGAAACCUGUCCUAUGAAGAUCUUCAAAAGCUUCUUGGUUCUGCAGCCCAGGAGUCACAGAGCUUUAAGGAAUUUGACACAAAUGGAGAUGAGAAAUACUCGUUACAAGAACUAAGAUUAGCAUUAGGUGUAUAGGAUAUAUAUUUAGAAAUGUUAUAUUGAUGGAUGCUACUGUAUCUAAAGGAAGCUACGGGACAUGAGAAACUACAGCUGCACUUUCCCUGUGUUUUACUGACCUUUGGAGCUAAAUUACUGUACACAUUGCCACCUCUUUUUGGUUUGCAUUUAUUGAAAAGAAUUUACCAAUUUCUAUGUCAGUAGGACAUAAUAUUGGGACUGUGUUAAGAUCCAGAAAAUUCCCAAGCUUGGAAACAUUUUUUUCCCUCUCCUCCUUUCCUUUUCAAGGGAGUUCUUGUUCUUAAUUUAAAAUGUGUACAUACUAAAAUAAAACUAUGGUUUUAUAUUUCACUGAAAUUUGCCUUAAAUUAGAGAGCUGCACUUUAGAGCAGAAGGAAAUCUAUCUUGUAAAGAUGGGCUGAUUCUGCUUGUAAAUAGCUAGAGUAAAUUUAUGCAUAUUAAAGGGGAAGUUUGUGUCAGGGGCUGUGUUGGUAGGAAGCUGUUUGUAACGCAAGACUGAGCCUAAAAGAGGUGGUUAAGACCUUCAUCAGAAUUCCUGACUUCGAUUGAGUAUAUCCAUGAAUGAGUUUGGACUCAGAGGAAAGCAGGAGUGGUGAGUCAUGCCCAUCUAUAGCAGGUUUUAGUUUUAGAGGGAAGAGUUGAAAGUGUUUUUAUAUCAUGAGCCUACAGGAGCAAUUGCCCACCAAGUGCUUGGUUUUUCACUUGCAGUGUUUUUAGCUUUGCUGUAUUGCAUCCAGAUUACAUUUUGUCAGAGUGAGCCUAUCUGUGGGGUUUUCCUUAAAGUAUCAAAUAACUUUUAAAGAUGUCUAAGAGGUAAAAGUCUUCAAUGCAGCCUACUGGGUAGCACCUGAAUAGUUGAUGCCUUGAGUAUGACCAGCGGUGUGCUGGUGGUCUGGCUGACAGGGCCCUGCAGAUCUUAGGAACAAGGUUGCUGAUGUUGCUGGCUUCUUCCAUCUGCUGCUGUUUGGUGUGAAGUAUCCCAGUAAAGCUCCUGGUCACUACAAGUGUGAGCAGGUGGGCUGGGCCCAGAGUAGAUCUGUGGGUUGUUUUCUGACUACUGUGAACGAGAUCACCUCUUGGUACCUUUACCUUUUGUGUUUUGGCAACAGAAGGCUGUAGAAAGCAAGGCAGGAGUGUUCAGUCACAUCAGCAUUCUGUACUGAGGGGUGCUUUGCAAGCGAAGUUCCCUCACCACAGAGGAACUUCAGGGUUUGUUUAGAAUGGUGGAUCUAAACACUGAGUGAGUUUAUGACCUUCUGGAACAUAGAACAUGACUUUUGCAGAAGGGAUUGUCUUGCAGGCUGUAUCGGGGCCAAGAUGGAUGAUUUUGUUUGCAAAUAUUGUUGAUCUUGUUGGGUGCUUUUUGUGUGAUGAGUGAGUUGAAGUUGCCCACCUUGCUGAAACAGCACUUUAUGUGACAGUUCAUAAUUGUUGACUUUUCUAUAACCUCAGCCUGGAUGUUUUAAGCAUAAUUGUACCCUGGAAGUAUCAGUGAAGGAUUGUACAAAGUGGGGCCAUGUUACCCAUUGCCUAGGCUUCUUCCACUAUCGCUCUUCUGUCUUGUUGGGGGAAUGCAGACAUGACCCCAUAGGAAAUGCUUGUGAUGUGAUGUUUGAAAACACAGUAUUUCAAAACCAAACCAACCAACCUUGGCUUUUGAGAGAGCAAGAAGCCACUACUUGCUUCUUGCUGCUUCCCACACCCUUUUAUACACAUUGUAUAAUUCCUUAACCAAAUAAAAAGAAGAGAAACCAACCCUAGCAAUAAAAUGUAACCAUUCUGGUAUUUUAUUUGUACAUACUGUAUCAUAGCCAUACGCCAGAGUUUGCAAAAUAUUUUUGGAAGUUGGAUUUGUAUGGAAUUUAACUUACCUUAAAGUUUUAAGGGAUUAUUGCA